UGGGUUCGAAAAUCUCUCAUUAAGCAAGUGUUGACCUAAUUCCGUCAAAUUGGGUAUCGCUGGUACCUGGGUGAAGGUAAUAGUGCUUUCAUACAACAGCCUUAGGCAAUCCGCACAUGCUUCGGGACCAUCCUUCCAGACCCUCCCUCAGAAUCAGCUCCAGCACUCAUUGCCACGCAACCCCCUCAAACCACGACCAAUCCUCUCCAUCAUCAACAACCUCUAGCGCCUCGAAGACAACCCAGCCUGCACCAUGGCUCCCCUAACCCCCGCCGACAGCGAGAAACACCAACAACUCCUGGACCGGCUGGACAUCGCGCACAUCCACCGACCCUUCCGCAACACCCACUGGAAGCCGUCCCAGCGGCGCAACAAGAACGUCAAGCAGCUCAUCUCCGAAAGCUCGCGCAAAGAAGCCUCAGUGAUGGCCACGCAGACCAACUCGGGCGCCUCGACGCCGCUCCCCGCGACCACCUCCGCCAGCACCGACGGCAGCCAGACCCCUGCGGAGGGCGGCUCGCGAACCAACAUUGCGCAGGCCGCGCAAAACCUCUCCACGCUGGUGCUCGAAAAGAACGCUCGCGCGGCUUACUCCUCAGGCCCGGCCGUGACCUACACCAACAUCGAGUCCGCCCCCUCGUUGCACCCGUCCACGCAGACCCGGUACUGCGACAUCACCGGCCUGCCGGCCCCGUACACGGACCCCAAGACGCGGUUGAGAUAUCACGAUAAGGAGGUUUUCGGGGUCGUUCGCACGUUGGGUCGGGGGGUGCCGGAGAGCUAUCUUGAGUUGAGAGCUGCGCACGUUGUUCUUAAAUGAGGUUACGGUUAUAUUCGGGAGUUACAGUGUUCACUAUGGGAUUGGGAUUGGGAAGGCUAGGUGCUAUGCUAUAAUACUAUCUCUGAUAUGAAAUACAAAUAAUGUACGACCAACACAGUCAAGCGAU
Messenger RNA from Aspergillus homomorphus CBS 101889, 947 nucleotides. RefSeq lists its product as uncharacterized. Gene Ontology annotation, cellular component: Ino80 complex. The record is from RefSeq and is a predicted model, not a curated record. Gene Ontology annotation, biological process: chromatin remodeling. The coding region runs from base 254 to 820 and encodes 188 amino acids. The transcript is spliced from 2 exons. NCBI's taxonomy places the organism in Eukaryota, Fungi, Ascomycota, Eurotiomycetes, Eurotiales, Aspergillaceae.